Molecule: messenger RNA, 1737 nt
Organism: Malurus melanocephalus (red-backed fairy wren)
Lineage: Eukaryota; Metazoa; Chordata; Aves; Passeriformes; Maluridae
Gene: GLOD4
Product: glyoxalase domain containing 4
Exons: 8
Coding region: 111-839 (242 amino acids)
Source: RefSeq, a predicted model, not a curated record
CUCCCAACCCAAAGYGUUCUGUGAUUCUSAAGGUGCUGAGGCACGAGGAGUUCGAGGAGGGCUGCAAGGCCAGCUGCAACGGCCCUUAUGAUGGCAAAUGGAGCAAGACCAUGGUGGGCUAUGGACCAGAGGACAAUCACUUUGUUGCAGAGCUGACUUACAAUUAUGGCAUUKGAGAAUAUCGCCUGGGCAACGACUUCCUGGGCAUCACUCUGGUGUCCAGCCAGGCUGUGAGCAACGCCAAGAAGAUGGGGUGGCCCCUCAAAGAAGUCACCUCUGGUGUCUUUGAAGCUGAAGCCCCAGGAGGAUACAAAUUCUACCUGGAAGACAAGGAACMGCCCAAGCAAGAUCCUGUGUURAAGGUAACCCUGGGUGUCUCAAACCUGCAGAAGUCUGUGAGCUACUGGUCUGGUUUGCUUGGGAUGAAGAUAUACGAGAAGGAUGAGGAGAAACAAAGGGCUUUGCUGGGCUAUGCUGAUAAUCAGUGCAAGCUGGAGCUGAAGGCUGUUGGAGGGGCAGUGGACCACGGGACAGCGUUCGGGCGCAUYGCCUUCUCCUGCGCCAAGGAAGAGCUGCCAAACAUCGAAGCCCUGAUGAAAAAGGAGAACCAGAAAAUUCUGACGCCUCUGGUCAGUUUGGACACGCCGGGCAAAGCCACGGUGCARGUGGUCAUUCUGGCUGAUCCUGAUGGCCAUGAAAUCUGUUUUGUGGGAGAUGAAGCUUUCAGAGAGCUGUCCAAGGUGGACCCUAACGGUGGCAAGCUGUUGGAUGAUGCCAUGGCUGCAGACAAGAGUGACAAGUGGUUUGCUGAUCACAACAGGAAGAAGGUUUCGGCUUAGCUGCAGGAAUGGACUGGGCUGCUCCUCCGUGCCUUGGAUUUCUUCCAAGAAAAUGCCAAUCCUGGUUAAAGUGUUGCCCUGCCCUCCUGAUCUGAGGGUUCUGGGAUGUGCUGUGGUGGUUUGAUUUGAGCCAAUGUCUCUGGCUGCUGCUCUCGCCUUCCCAGCAAAUCACAUCUCCUCCUUCCAAAAAAAUGGGGCUGUGCAGCAAAGGAGCAGGCAGAGUCUUUGGCUUCAAAACCAGGGGUCGUCAGUCGAGAAAACCUCACAUUUCUGUGUUGUUGUUAUGCUUGAAAGAAAGCUUAAUAGAUACAUUAUUUUCUAAUUAAUUAAUUUUCUGAUUAAAUUGCUUUAACURUCCUUUAAUUUUCAGGCUGGAGAGGAGAUUUUGAGGUAGCUGUGGCUGCAACCCCUGAACUGGAGCAGGGAACAGGGAAUGCAUCCCUUUAUUGGGAACAAWGAAAUUAUUUUGCCAAGCCAUGUGAAUAUCCUUAUUUUCAUUCCAAGGUGUUUCCCCAGCUCUCAAGGUGAAAUUUGCACUCCAGAAGCCUGUGCUGUGUUUCUCACUGGGAUYCUGUUAUUGCAGGGGUGGUUUCCACCCCUUCCCAAGGAGAUUUCCACAUUCCAGGAGGGAGCUGAGGCUGUGUUUUGUGGUUUGUWGCUGCACUGUCUGCUGAGGUGCCAGGGGGCAGCUUGAAGUGAGUUUUGCAAUGAGCUUUUGGUGAGAAACUGCCUUUGGAAAUAACAGUUCAGGGUUUAUUCUGCUGGAAUGAAGUCUCCUCUGGCUGGUGGAAUAAAAGUUGGGAAUACAGGGAGGCAUUCCUGGCAUUGUCCGUGCCAGGUGUGCUCCCUGGCUUAUCAUUYUCUUGAUGAAAUCUUACAUUAAAUGCCUUAAAUCAGG